AUGGGAUUUGAAACACCUGUUUGUCCAUUAUGUCAACCAGAGAUACAACCACCACCUCCACACCCAUCACCCCCACAACCAUCAACACCAUCCCCACAACCAUCACCACCCCCACAAGAAUCACCACCCAAAAUCACUUAUACUGACGAUGAGCAAUCAGUGGUUACAAAACCUGUUAUCAUUAUCGUGGAUGACCAACCCCAAUCAGAAAAAUGUGUAAAAACUGAACAAUCUCAGGAAAUAUGUGAGGAUGUCGUGCAACUUCCGGAACCAUGCGAAGAAAGCGAUCAACAGAUAAAACCGUAUGAGGAAGAUGAACAGCAUCCGGAACUAUGUGAAGAAGAAAGUGAACAACCUCCAGAACUAUGUGAAGAAAUCGAACGACCUCCGGAACCAUGUGAAGAAGAAAGCGAUCAACUAAAACCGUGUGAGGAAGAUGAACAACAUCCGGAACUAUGUGAGGAAGAAAGUGAACAUCCAGAACUAUGUGAAGAAAUCGAACGACCUCCGGAACCAUGUGAAAAAAGCGGACAACAGAUAAAGCCGUGCGAAGAAGAUGAGCAACAUUUAGAACCAUGUGAGGAAGAAAGUGAACAACAUUCGGAACUAUGUGAAGAAACAACUUCCAGAAGAAUUGAAGAAGCUACGCAACUUCAGGAAACUGAACAACAUAUGAAAAAAAAGAAUAUAAGCAGUCUCAGAAUGCUGAAAAAGAAGAGCAACCUCAAGAAGAAGAAGAUGAGAAAAACUAACAAUGUUAAACCUACUGAAGCACUCGAUACAACUCUAAAGUACGACCAACAUCAGGUCCGAGCGAAACUCCACCAUCAACAACUUACUGAAACUUCACCCGAAAUACCAAUCGAAACACAACCUUCAUUAAUCCCAACAAGUAAAGCGCCACCAACAACUCGCCCUACCGAAAUUCAAACCAAAGUACAACCUAUACAAACUCCGAGCGAAGCGUUACCAUCAACAACUUGCCCUCCUGAAAUUCAAACAGAAGCAUAUUCAACACAAACACCGAACGAAGCGCCAUCAUCAACAACUUGCCCUACUGAAAUUUAA
Racocetra fulgida is the source of this 1068-nucleotide messenger RNA. The record is from the annotation of a GenBank genome assembly. NCBI's taxonomy places the organism in Eukaryota, Fungi, Glomeromycota, Glomeromycetes, Diversisporales, Gigasporaceae.